Felis catus (domestic cat) is the source of this 5785-nucleotide messenger RNA. RefSeq names its product bromodomain adjacent to zinc finger domain 1B (gene BAZ1B). Bases 288 to 4736 code for a protein of 1482 amino acids. Gene Ontology annotation, cellular component: WICH complex. The transcript is spliced from 20 exons. Gene Ontology annotation, molecular function: histone H2AXY142 kinase activity; protein binding. The record is from RefSeq and is a predicted model, not a curated record. Gene Ontology annotation, biological process: chromatin remodeling. NCBI's taxonomy places the organism in Eukaryota, Metazoa, Chordata, Mammalia, Carnivora, Felidae.
AGGAGUCGUGACUGCCGAACGCGGGGACCCGUAGCGAAGGUUGGGCCGGAGGCUGCCGGGCGGCGCAGCGGUGUGCGUGGGAGUUCCGUGUCCCUGCGUCCCGUUGCAUGGCCCUCGCGCGGCCGCGCCAGCACUGAGGGAGCCGAGUUCGCGCCGCCCUCUCACCCCUCCCCUCCCCCACCCCACCCCCGGGAGCCAGGCGCUCGCUCCGGGCCGCGGGGCCUAGUGUUGCGCCGCGGGCUCGCCGAGGAGCCGCCGCCUUCCGGGCCGCCGCCGCCGCCGCCGCGAUGGCGCCGCUCCUGGGCCGCAAGCCCUUCCCGCUGGUGAAGCCGCUUCCCGGCGAGGAGCCGCUCUUCACCAUCGCGCACACUCAGGAGGCUUUCCGCACCCGGGAAGAGUAUGAGGCCCGCCUGGAAAGGUACAGUGAGCGCAUUUGGACCUGUAAGAGUACCGGAAGCAGUCAGCUAACACACAAGGAGGCCUGGGAGGAGGAACAGGAAGUUGCUGAACUUUUGAAGGAAGAAUUCCCUGCCUGGUACGAGAAACUUGUUCUGGAAAUGGUUCACCAUAACACAGCCUCUCUAGAGAAGUUAGUAGAUACUGCUUGGUUGGAGAUCAUGACCAAAUAUGCUGUGGGAGAAGAGUGUGAUUUUGAGGUUGGGAAGGAAAAAAUGCUCAAGGUGAGGAUUGUGAAGAUUCAUCCUUUGGAGAAAGUGGAUGAAGAGGCCACUGAGAAGAAAUCAGACGGUGCCUGUGAUUCUCCCUCAAGUGACAAAGAGAAUUCUAGCCAAAUUGCUCAGGAUCAUCAGAAGAAGGAGCCAAUUGUAAAAGAGGAUGAAGGAAGGAGAGAGAGUAUUAAUGACAGAGCACGUAGAUCUCCACGAAAACUCCCUACUUCAUUAAAAAAAGGAGAAAGGAAAUGGGCUCCGCCAAAAUUUUUGCCUCACAAAUAUGAUGUGAAAUUACAAAAUGAAGAUAAGAUCAUCAGUAAUGUGCCAGCAGACAGCUUGAUUCGUACAGAACGCCCACCAAAUAAGGAGAUACUUCGAUACUUUAUACGGCAUAACGCAUUACGGGCUGGUACUGGUGAAAAUGCACCAUGGGUGGUAGAAGACGAAUUGGUGAAGAAAUAUUCCCUGCCUAGCAAGUUCAGUGACUUUUUACUUGAUCCAUACAAGUACAUGACUCUCAACCCUUCUACUAAGAGGAAGAAUACUGGAUCCCCAGAUAGGAAGCCUUCAAAAAAAUCCAAGACAGACAACUCUUCUCUGAGUUCACCACUAAAUCCCAAGUUAUGGUGUCACGUACAUUUGAAGAAAUCCUUGAAUGGCUCACCACUCAAAGUGAAGAACUCAAAGAAUUCCAAGUCUCCAGAAGAACAUCUGGAAGAAGUGAUGAAGAUGAUGUCACCCAACAAGCUACACGCCAACUUUCACAUUCCUAAGAAAGGCCCACCUGCCAAGAAAUCAGGGAAGCAUAGUGACAAACCUUUGAAAGUGAAGGGUAGAAGCAAAGGCAUCCUUAAUGGACAGAAAUCCACAGGUAAUUCCAAAUCUCCUAAAAAGGGCUUGAAGACUCCUAAAACCAAAAUGAAGCAGAUGACUUUGUUGGAUAUGGCCAAAGGCACUCAGAAGAUGACCCGAGCCCCACGGAAUUCUGGGGGUACACCCAGGUCUUCUAGUAAACCCCAUAAACAUCUGCCUCCUGCUGCCCUACACCUUAUUGCCUACUACAAAGAAAACAAAGACAGGGAGGACAAGAAGAGUGCCCUGUCCUGUGUUAUCUCGAAAACAGCUCGUCUGCUCUCCAGUGAAGAUAGAGCUCGUCUCCCAGAAGAGCUGCGAAGUAUUGUUCAAAAACGCUUUGAGCUUCUAGAACAUAAAAAGCGGUGGGCCUCUAUGUCUGAAGAGCAGCGCAAAGAAUAUUUGAAAAAGAAACGAGAGGAGCUGAAAGAAAAGUUGAAGGAGAAAGCCAAGGAGAGGAGAGAGAAAGAAAUGCUUGAGAAACUGGAAAAGCAGAAGAGGUACGAGGACCAAGAGUUAACUGGCAAAAGCCUUCCGGCGUUUAGGUUGGUGGAUACCCCCGAAGGGCUGCCCAACACACUGUUUGGGGACGUGGCCAUGGUGGUGGAGUUCUUGAGCUGUUACUCUGGGCUACUCUUACCAGAUGCUCAGUAUCCUAUUACUGCUGUGUCCCUCAUGGAAGCCUUGAGUGCAGAAAAAGGUGGCUUUUUAUAUCUGAAUAGAGUGUUGGUCAUCCUCUUACAGACCUUAUUGCAAGAUGAAAUAGCAGAAGACUAUGGCGAAUUGGGAAUGAAGCUGUCAGAAAUCCCUCUGACCCUACAUUCUGUCUCGGAGCUGGUGCGGCUCUGCUUGCGCAAAUCUGAUGUUCAGGAAGAAAGCGAGGGCUCAGACACGGACGACAAUAAAGAUUCAGCACCAUUCGAGGAUAAUGAAGUACAAGAUGAGUUCCUAGAGAAGCUGGAGACCUCGGAGUUUUUUGAACUGACGUCAGAAGAGAAGCUCCAGAUCUUGACGGCCCUCUGCCACCGCAUCCUCAUGACAUACUCGGUGCAAGACCACAUGGAAACCAGACAGCAGAUGUCUGCAGAGUUGUGGAAAGAGCGGCUUGCUGUACUGAAGGAAGAGAAUGAUAAGAAGAGAGCAGAGAAACAGAAAAGGAAAGAAAUGGAAGCCAGAAACAAGGAAAAUGGAAAAGAGGAGAAUGGGCUGGGCAAAACUGAUAGGAAAAAAGAGGUUGUGAAGUUUGAACCCCAGGUAGAUGUGGGAGCUGAAGACAUGAUUAGCGCGGUGAAGAGCAGGCGGUUGCUCGCCAUCCAGGCUAAGAAGGAGCGGGAGAUCCAGGAGAGAGAAAUGAAAGUGAAACUAGAACGUGAAGCUGAAGAAGAACGAAUACGAAAGCACAAAGCAGCUGCUGAGAAGGCUUUCCAGGAAGGAAUUGCCAAGGCAAAGCUGGUCAUGCGCAGGACUCCUAUUGGUACAGAUCGAAACCAUAACAGAUACUGGCUUUUCUCAGAUGAAGUUCCAGGAUUGUUCAUUGAAAAAGGCUGGGUACAUGACAGCAUCGACUACCGAUUCAAUCACCGCAAAGACCGUGCGGACUCUCCUGAUGAGGAUUACUGUCCCCGAAGUAAGAAAGCAAACCUAGGCAAAAACGUAAGCAUGAACGUACAACCUGGCCCAUCAGCAGAAGUUGCUGUGGAGACCACCAUACCCAAACAAGGACAGAAUCUAUGGUUUUUAUGUGAUAGUCAGAAGGAACUGGAUGAGUUGCUAAACUGCCUUCACCCUCAGGGAAUAAGAGAAAGUCAACUUAAAGAGAGACUGGAGAAGAGGUACCAGGACAUUAUUCAUUCUAUUCAUCUGGCCCGGAAGCCAAAUUUGGGUCUAAAAUCCUGUGAUGGCAACCAGGAGCUUUUAAACUUUCUUCGUAGUGAUCUCAUUGAAGUUGCAACAAGGUUACAAAAGGGGGGACUUGGUUAUGUGGAAGAAACAUCAGAAUUUGAAGCCCGGGUGAUCUCAUUAGAGAAACUGAAGGAUUUUGGUGAGUGUGUGAUUGCCCUACAAGCCAGUGUCAUAAAGAAGUUUCUCCAAGGCUUCAUGGCUCCCAAACAAAAGAGAAGAAAACUCCAAAGCGAAGAUUCAGCAAAGACAGAAGAGGUGGAUGAAGAGAAGAAAAUGGCAGAGGAAGCAAAGGUUGCGUCUGCUCUGGAGAAAUGGAAGACAGCAAUCCGUGAAGCUCAGACUUUUUCCAGAAUGCAUGUUCUACUUGGGAUGCUUGAUGCCUGUAUCAAGUGGGAUAUGUCAGCAGAAAAUGCUAGAUGCAAAGUUUGUCGAAAGAAAGGUGAGGAUGACAAACUGAUCUUGUGUGAUGAAUGUAACAAAGCCUUCCACCUGUUUUGUCUGAGGCCAGCCCUCUAUGAGGUGCCAGAUGGUGAGUGGCAGUGCCCCGCUUGCCAGCCUGCUACUGCCAGGCGCAACUCCCGUGGCAGGAAUUACACUGAAGAGUCUGCCUCUGAGGACAGUGAAGAUGAUGAGAGCAAUGAAGAGGAGGAAGAGGAGGAGGAGGAGGAGGAGGAAGAAGAUUAUGAGGUGGCUGGUUUGCGAUUGAGACCUCGAAAGACUGUCCGGGGCAAGCAUGGUGUCAUCCCUCCUGCAGCGAGGCCAGGACGACGGCCAGGCAAGAAGCCUCAUCCUGCUAGGAAGUCUCGGCCGAAGGUACCACCUGUGGACGACGCUGAGGUGGAGGAGCUGGUACUCCAGACCAAGCGGAGCUCCCGGAGGCAAAGCCUGGAGUUGCAGAAGUGUGAAGAGAUCCUCCACAAGAUUGUGAAGUACCGCUUCAGCUGGCCUUUCAGGGAGCCGGUGACCAGAGACGAGGCCGAGGAUUACUAUGAUGUCAUCACCCACCCCAUGGACUUCCAGACAAUGCAGAACAAAUGUUCCUGUGGGAGCUACCGCUCUGUGCAGGAGUUUCUUACUGACAUGAAGCAAGUGUUUACCAAUGCUGAGCUCUACAACUGCCGGGGCAGCCAUGUGCUAAACUGUAUGGUGAAGACAGAACAGUGUCUGGUGGCUCUGUUGCAUAAACACCUUCCUGGCCACCCAUAUGUCCGCAGGAAACGCAAGAAGUUUCCCGAUCGGCUUGCUGAAGAUGAAGGGGACAGUGAGUCAGAGCCCAUUGGACAGUCCAGGGGACGAAGGCAGAAGAAAUAGAGAGGCAGGGCCCUGGUGACGCUAUCAGUGAGUGCCACACCACGUUCUGUAUUCACCAGCAUCAUGAGACACUUGUGCUCCUUUGAGUUGCUCUUGGCAGAGUAAAGGGACACGUCCCGGAGCCAUUCCUGAAUCUAACCCCUCCCCCUCUUUGUGACCGCUCUCUCCCUGCUCCCACCCCACCCCACCUCACCCCCUCAGAAAAAACAAAAAAACAAAAAAAACUUAAAAAAAAAACUAAAAAAAACCCACAAAAAACCUAAGGCACUUCACUUAGAGACUGGAGUCCUGCUUAUAAUCAUGCAUAUAACCUUUACUUCAAUGGGUCUGGCCAGAGGGGUGUUGGAGCCCAGCCCACCCACGUACCAGACAAGCUCUUAGGGGAGAAGAAAAGCAGGAAGAAUUUAAAUGUUUAAUUUUUUUUAAUUGACUUUUCUAGUUAUUAAAAGUUGCUUGUUUCAGCAGUGAUAUUGUAUAAAGAACAUCUUGUAAGAUAUUUCUGUCAUCUUGCUUUGGCACAUGUACAGUACAGUUUAUAUGAUAACGUGUUCGCUUUACUUUGCCCCGUCUCCUCCCUCAGCCCAUCCUCUCUCCUUCAGAGAAGCCGGGCUGGAGGGUCAUCGGGGCAGGUGGUGGGACCUGGGGGGGAAGGGCUGUCCCUCUGCCUGCCCCGAGCGCCGAUUCUGCCGCCUCCAUCUACAGCCGCCACCUCCCGCCUCCCCCCACCGUGUCCCCACGAAGCUGAAUCUUGCCGGUCCGCCAGCUGCGCGUGGGGUGGGAGUGGGGGGGUGUGGAGGAGCUCUGCCGGCCCUUCCGCAAGGAGUCUGGCGUUAGUGGCUCUGGUUGGGCAGGACUUCCUAGUCGUCUUUCCCUUUUAUGGCAGAUUUUGAUAAAAUGCAAAACAGGGUUUAAUUUUCUUUUCUACCAGCUUUGAAUUUAGCAAAUGUGAGCACCUCAGCUCUUCUGUAACUAUUUAAGUUAAGGGAAAACAUGUCCACCAAGGGGAUUGCAGCUCCUAGAACUUGAGAAUAAAGCCUCUUAAUACUGAA